AUGACACUUUCUUGGGCCCUUACCUUCCUCACACCCUGUAGUGGUCGUGGAGGGUACACCAAACCUCAGGGAACGUUCGAGCCACAGCCCGUUCCAGCCUACCAAGCAAAUCGUCAGCGACAAAACAAGUCCAUCAUCCCGGAUGGUCCGUCUAGUAUCAGUGCCGAUAGUAGGGAUAUGUAUCUUGUGACGCGCAUUUUGGGAGGUGCUGCGCUGAAUGGUAUGGUUGGGGAAGUUGGAAAACACUCUAUGAAUUUUCUCAAGGCGAAUACCGCUCUCGGCAUCGCUUUUGCCUCUAACAACGCCCCGGAUCCAACGCAACACUGGGGCGUUUUGGUUGGGGACUAUGUCCACCAGCUGGGUCUUGAUAACGGUUAUAACUACUACACCAACGAGAGGUACGGAAACUAUGCUGGUUGGACAAAGUACCAUAUUGGUGUAACCAGAUUCAAUGAUAUUGCCAUUCGAAACGCCGGUAAAAACUCCAUUAUUUUGUUUCCCGCACUUACUAUUUCCUUCACUUCCUGGCAUAAAUCGCUCCUGUCUAAAUUGAUCAUCUUUACAGGGAUGAAUGUUAUGAAUGAGAUACCUGAAGUGUAUCACCUUACCGAGAACAACUGCCAGCACGUUGCUACCAGACUCCUGGAUAAAGUCUUGCGCGACGGCCGGAAAAGACUCAAAGGCAUCAAUGGACGUUUCAUGUCUGAUGAUUCUCCGAGCACUGAAAGUAGCGAUCAGAUACCUCCUCCCAUUGACCAUAGUGAAGGCCGUGAGGGUGAAUAUAUUUCAGUCAAUGACAAAGACAAUCUUGUUGCAUAUGUCUAUGACGACGAAGCACACACAAAGAAGCUGGUGGAGGCUGUUCACGUGAUGGUUACCAACACCAAGACUAUGAAAGUAGAGCCACCGGCCUCUUCUAGUUAA
Molecule: messenger RNA, 924 nt
Organism: Aspergillus welwitschiae
Lineage: Eukaryota; Fungi; Ascomycota; Eurotiomycetes; Eurotiales; Aspergillaceae
Exons: 1
Coding region: 1-924 (307 amino acids)
Source: RefSeq, a predicted model, not a curated record